This is a messenger RNA of Cuscuta campestris, 1798 nucleotides long. Lineage: Eukaryota; Viridiplantae; Streptophyta; Magnoliopsida; Solanales; Convolvulaceae. The record is from the annotation of a GenBank genome assembly.
CGCAGCAGCUAGCAGACGCCGACCGAGCACCGGCCGAUCGAUCGGUUCAGGUUCAAUUCAAUGGCGCCGGAAGAGAUCAGAGAGCCGUUGUUGAACCGGAUCGCGGAAUCGGCGGAUGACGAUGAUGAGUUCUACGGCGGCCACGACGAGGGCUGCGCCGGUUGCAGAGUCGAGCUUCUCAAACGCGCCGAUUCCGGCGUUCCGGUCAAGCACGUCUUCUUCAUUUCCGUUGUCACCCUCUGCGCCGCUCUACCAAUAUCAUCCCUCUUUCCUUUCCUAUAUUUCAUGGUCAGGGAUUUCCACAUUGCAGAAAGAGAGGAAGAUAUUAGUUACUUUGCUGGAUAUGUCGGUUCAUCAUUCAUGUUGGGAAGAGCUUUGACAUCUGUACUCUGGGGAGUCAUCGCGGAUCGAUAUGGCAGAAGGCCUGUGGUAAUGUUUGGCACAAUAACAGUGGUCAUAUUCAAUACCCUUUUUGGCCUUAGUGUGAACUACUGGAUGGCUAUUGUCACAAGAUUUCUUCUUGGAAGUUUGUGUGGAAUAAUUGGUACAAUGAGGGCAUAUGCUUCUGAAGUUUGCCGGAAAGAGUAUCACGCUUUGGGCAUAUCUGCUGUUAGCACAUCAUGGGGUAUAGGUUUGGUGAUAGGACCGGCUAUAGGUGGUUAUUUUGCUCAGCCUGCAGAGAAGUACCCAAAUGUAUUCCCUGAAGAAUCCUUCUUUGGGAAAUUCCCUUACUUCUUGCCUUGCCUUAUGAUAUCUGGCGUUGCAUUGGUCGCGUCGGUCAUUUCCCUCUGGCUUCCGGAAACAAUGCACACUCAUAAGAACAGAAACAAAGGAGGGGAUGUUUCUCCGGAUCCUAAACAAGAGGUUCCAACUUAUCGGAAAAGUCUAAUGACGAAUUGGCCUUUAAUAUCAUCAAUUCUUGUCUAUUGUGUUUUCCAACUUCAUGAUAUAGCUUAUUUGGAGAUCUUUUCUCUAUGGGCUGUUAGUCCAAAGAAGAUUGGGGGGUUGAACUUUACAACUGCAGAUGUUGGUCAAGUUCUUGCCAUUACAGGCAUGGGACUUUUACUCUUUCAGCUUUUUGUGUAUCCAUUGGUGGAGAAAGUUCUUGGGCCUGUCAUGAUAUCGCGUGUCGGAGCUGCUCUAAGCAUACCAUUGCUAUCAAGUUACCCUUACAUGGCUAUGCUAUCGGGUUUGUGGCUCUCCUUAGUCCUGAACUGUGCGUCCAUGCUAAAGAACGUCCUCUCUGUAUCUAUCACUACGGGAUUAUUGAUACUUCAAAACCGAGCAGUUUGCCAGGAGCAGAGAGGAGCUGCCAAUGGGAUUUCAAUGUCUGCAAUGUCUCUUUUCAAAACAAUUGGCCCAGCAGCAGGGGGUUCCAUAUUAUCAUGGUCACAACGGCGUCAAGAUGCCAAAUUUAUGCCAGGGGAUCAGAUGGUCUUUUUCGUCCUAAAUGUGAUUGAAUUGCUGGGGCUAAUUAUGACCUUCACGCCAUUUCUCCGUCUACCUGAGGACGACGAGGGAGAAGACGACAAUUCAAAACGCGACAAGGCUUCUGAAGAGAGCAAAAAGCAAGAGAUCUUUGCAUUGCCUGAACUACCAUAGUAGUACUAAUAACUAAUAAACGAGUUCAAAGUUAGUAAUUCAAAAGUAGCUAGUUUGGUGUUUGGCAUAGGCCAAAAGCUUUGAUCCUCUACAUUGGGAAAAAAUGUGAUCACAGCUCACAAGUGAAGUGGUAGUUUUCUUUCCCUUUUUUUCAAGUCCAAGGGGAAUAAUAUUCAAAUAAUGUAUCAUUCAUGGG